CCUCAAAAAUUGAAAAUGUUAUUUUUGUAUUUGGGAUCUUACCCUCCAUAUAGAAAUAUUGAAUCACGCAUCUUCUUAAACCUGAUGAAUGCAGAGCGGUUUCUUGAACCUUUUGGUACAGAAACUUUGGAUAAUUUUAAGAACAGAAAAGCUUAUGAUUUUUUUGUGUCUCAAUCAUUCGUAUCCCUUUCUACCCAGUACAACCUCUUUCGAUGCAAUUUCAAUGCACAAUCUUGGUUUUCAGAGUAUGUGCUUCGUGUGCAUACUUGCUGGCAGCACUUUUGUAAGAAAGAGGCAACUAGGAUUAAGUUUUUGCAUGUUUUACAAAGCUACGAUGAUGAUGUGAAAGAUCAACGUCGGUUAUGUGCCCAUUGCAUCACAUUAUUUUCCUUCAAAGAAGUGUAUGAUGCAAUAAAAAAUGAUUGUGCCUCCACUGUCCGUUCUCUACUUUGUCUUGGCCCUGUUUAUCAUUAUGCACUGCCAUUACAUGCAAUGGAUUUCAAGUUGCUCAAGGUAUUGGAUGCUCGACAUGUCCGAUUUUAUCUUAUCCCACUUGAAAUUUUUAAACUAAUUUGUCUAAAGUACCUUUCUCUAACUUGCAACCAAGAGCUCCCUGAUUCUAUAUCCAACCUUUUUCACCUUCAAUUCUUGGUUAUCUGUCGAUAUGUGUACCUUAAAAAGCGUGGAGCUUUGUCAUUUAUGCCGGCGGAAGUAUGGAACAUGCAAGAACUACAACAUAUUGAGGUAUGGGGAAAAGACCUACCUACCCCUGAUGAUUCUGCUGUUGCUUUGGAUAGACUUUCCAGUCUUAUUGGCGUGACUGAAAAGAGUUGCACAAGAGAAAUUCUCAAGAGAAUCCCUAAUUUAAAUGCAUUAAGAAUCGAGGUAGAAUUGCAACCUUAUGAUGAUAGAAACUCAUUGAGUAACUUGGGUUACAUAUCAGAGGAACUCCAGAAAUUGGGAACACUCAAAUAUGCAGUGAUGAAUCCUGAUAUGAAGCGUGAGCGUAUGGUUCCUCUAUCAAUGUUCCCAUCAAGUUUGAGAAGCUUGCAUUUGAAUGGCUUAGGGUGUCCAUGGGAGCACUUGAAUGACAUUGGUUCGAUGCUACCAAAUCUUGUGGACCUCACAUUACAUGACUAUGCCUUUCGAAGCCCCAAGUGGAAUAUUGAAUCAGGGAGUUUUUUGAAACUGGAGAAAGUUGUAAUUGAGGACACCGAUUUGGUGCAAUUGAUAGCUCAGCACGGAAGUCUCCCAAUGCUCGAACUCCUAAGCAUACGCCAUUGCUACAAAUUACAACAACUCGAAUGGACGUGUGAUCCCUCAAAGGUCAAAGCAACCACAAUUGAGUUAGUUGAUUGCAAUCCCUUAGCUGUCGCUUCUGCCAAGAAAUUACGACCUGAAUCUGUCUUUAAAGUUCUCUGCCACUCCUCUUUUUGAUACGAGAAUUCCUAGCUCGAUCGACUCUCAAGUUUGGUUAACAGGCAUGAGUGGGAGCGCAUGGAGUAGUGAAGAUAGGUCGAUCUGUGGACCUAAGCUAAACAAUUAAGGGAUUUCCAGUUGUGAUUGUGAUGGAGGGAAAGUUACUUCUCAAAGAGCGCGCUACAUGCUCACACGUGCCAUGCACGUGGGUAUUGUUCUGCCUUUGGGAGGAAGUAUUUAACAA
Molecule: messenger RNA, 1663 nt
Organism: Salvia splendens (bonfire salvia)
Lineage: Eukaryota; Viridiplantae; Streptophyta; Magnoliopsida; Lamiales; Lamiaceae
Exons: 2
Coding region: 16-1437 (473 amino acids)
Source: RefSeq, a predicted model, not a curated record